AAACAUGUUGAAAUUGAUCGACACUUUAUUAAGGAAAAGAUUGAAUCUGGGUUAAUAUCACUAAAUUUUGUUCGCACAAGUCAUCAGAUUGCAGAUAUCUUAACUAAGGCAGUUCCACGGAAAUUGUUUGAUGAAUUAAAAUCCAAGCUUGGUAUGUUUGAUAUCUACAACCUAGCUUGAGGGGGAGUGUGGAAAACUAUUCAAGAUCAGAUUUAUGUACAGAGAAUCACUGGUUUUCAGGGAACUGCUACCUGUUUUUCAGGAAUUAUGUUGGCUGAUUUCAUGAAUCAAACAACCAUGAGUUGUGCCUGAUUUUCUGGGUUAGAUUGACAGCUAUAUAUAUUAUAUAGAUGUGACAUCUUUUAAUAGCUGUAAAGUUAUUUCUUCACUUGUGUGUGUCUAUAAAAGAAUGUAUAUUUCCUUCUUCUAUGUAUACAAUUGAAAAAUAAAAUUAUCCUUUCUUCUCCUAAAGAAUUUCAGCAGAUUUUGAGUUAGAGGUCCAAAAUGAAUAGGCCUACUUCAGACUUAUCUAUUGUUCAUGCUGGAGAGACUUCUAAGUUAAUUGACAAGGUUUUUGAAUGAGACAUGGCUGAAGAGAUUGCUGCCCUCUAACUGCAUUUCACAGUUCAUGCUUCAGUGCUGUCAUACUGAUCUGGUGUUGAAACUUUUGGGUUAGAAUGUUUGAGCAAAUGUCUGGGCAUGAGAAUGUUGUUGGUGGGAAGCUGAGGCUCAAAGGGAAAGCUUUAACAGUUAAGGAAGGGCUGUUGAAGAAGAACAAGAAGAAGAAACAUAAGCAUCAUUAUGAUCAAGAAAUUCAAUCAGGUGGAAUAUCAUCUGAUCCAAAUGAGAACAGGUUGGAAGAUGAAGAUUAUCAGCAGAUGCAUGACGAUUACUUGACACCAGUGGAAAAAAUUAGAACUCCGCCGGUUAUCAAAGACAGCCAACAAAUCACAUCGUGAUCGAAUCCAGGAAUUCAACCAAUACUUGGCAAAUCUUAGCGAACACUAUGACAUUUCGAAAGUUGGUCCUGGUUAACAUGAAUAUAUCUCUUGUCAAGAUUUGCUUUCUUCUGUACCUUGCGCACACUGUUGUAACUGUAUUUUUCAUUUUAUUAAGUAAAGACUUAAUUCCUGAAAAAUCAA
This is a messenger RNA of Dioscorea cayenensis subsp. rotundata (Guinea yam), 1142 nucleotides long. RefSeq lists its product as uncharacterized. The transcript has 4 exons. The coding region runs from base 678 to 959 and encodes 93 amino acids. Gene Ontology annotation, cellular component: nucleolus. The record is from RefSeq and is a predicted model, not a curated record. NCBI's taxonomy places the organism in Eukaryota, Viridiplantae, Streptophyta, Magnoliopsida, Dioscoreales, Dioscoreaceae.